Molecule: messenger RNA, 930 nt
Organism: Choloepus didactylus (southern two-toed sloth)
Lineage: Eukaryota; Metazoa; Chordata; Mammalia; Pilosa; Megalonychidae
Product: 6-phosphogluconolactonase-like
Exons: 1
Coding region: 1-534 (177 amino acids)
Biological process (GO): carbohydrate metabolic process
Source: RefSeq, a predicted model, not a curated record
AUGACUUAUCCCAUAAUCAAAACUUGUGGCCACCGUGGCCGUGGGCGCACCAGCCCCGGGCCCCAUCUCCGUCUUCUGGAGCCCGCAGGAGCUGGGCGCGUCGCUGGCACCAUUGGAGGUGCAGCCGGGGACGUGCUGCCUGGAGGGGGCCCCGUCUCGCUGCUGGCAGGCAAGCUGCCCGGCCCCGACAACCAGGUGACCGCCACCCACCCCACGAGGACCCCGCCAGGAAGCCGGGAGAGGGAGAAGAUCGUGGCUCCUGUCGGCGUCUCCCCUGAGCCACCGCCACGGCGUGUGACCUUCACGCUCCCGGGGCUGAACGCGGCCAGAUCGGUCAUCGUGGAGACUGGAAAGGGCAAGGCACCUGCUCCGAAGCGCAUUUCAGGAGACGAAGAGGAGAACCCGCUUCCGGCCGCCCCGAGGGUCCCCAGCGCGGGUGGCUGUACCGGUUCCUGGACCAGCGGCCGCGCGGCUCCGCACCACACCCCGCGGGAAGGUUUCCGCCUUGCGGGGGCUGCAGGGACGCUGCGGUGAGGGCCACAGGCGGCCUGGCGGCUGGGAUCUGUGGCGCCGGGCUCCACUCUGCCCCGCCCUGGGCUUCAUUUCGCAGAGGCCUCGGGGUGCUGCUGGAGGCCCGGGGGCCCCGCCGGGGCGCGGGCACCGGCUGGGAUUAAAGGAGGCUUGCACCAAGGCCUCUCUGUCCCUCGGUCUUUGACGCGCGGGGGGCGUUUAAGUGUCUGAUCGCGGCCCUGUCCCAGCCCGGACGGGGCGCAUGGCCGGCCCUCCCCUGGGGUACGGGCAUCCCCGGGUGUGCCCCCGCCACCUGCAGUAUCGGCGCGACCCCUUCGUCCCCGUGCCGCAGGCUCCGAGCCUCGGUGGCCCCUGCGUCUGGGCUCUGGCGAACUGGGGCGCUGCGCUCGGCCGUCCCCU